GCUAGCGUAGCAAACUUGCUAGCGAGUGCUCAUGCAGCCAAAAACCGGGCGAGCAUCGGAGUGCUGAUAGCUUUGAGCAGGAACAAGGCAACGCGUUGCCACAUAGACAUAUUCGCGGCAGACUGAGCGAAUUGCCGCAUCAAGCAGUCUGCACUGCACGCACUGCACUGCAACCGCACGCCCAGAGCGCAGCGCUGAAAAAUGGCCGCCAUGCCCGGCAUCGUGGCCGCGGCCGUCCUGCAAAAGUCCGACGAUAGUGAGCUAAAAGACACGGCCGCGUGCCAAGGGCCGGACUUCGACAAAGACCGCUCUCUGGACGGCCUCUGCGCCAAACUACUAACAACAGGCUUCCAGGCCACGAAUAUCGGACUAGCAGUGAAAGAGAUCGAAAGGAUGCGCGCCUGGCGUCUAAGUGAUGUGCCCAUCACGGAAAACGAAGACGACGAUUUCAAGAGCCCCGAGGUACGAAGAAAUACGAAGGCAAAAAUAUUCCUAGCGUAUACCUCGAACAUGAUCUCGUCGGGUGUGAGGGAAGUCAUAAGAUACCUCGUGCAACACAAACAUGUCGAUGUACUGGUAACGACGGGCGGAGGCAUCGAAGAAGAUUUAAUGAAGUGCCUGGCACCGCACAAGAUGGGCGACUUUGCAUUAAGAGGUAAGGAUUUGAGGCCGAAAGGUCUGAAUAGGAUCGGGAACUUGCUCGUGCCGAACGACACGUAUUGUAAGUUCGAGGACUGGCUGCGGCCGAUUUUACAUAAGAUGCACGACGAGGUCGACGCCAAAGCUUCUACUGAAGAAGCCUUCCACUGGACGCCCUCGAGCAUGAUCGACCGCUUCGGGAAGGAGAUCAAUGAUCCUUCCUCCGUGUACUACUGGUGCCACAAGAACAACAUCCCGGUUUUCUGUCCCGCGAUCACGGAUGGGAGUAUAGGUGACAUGUUGUAUUUUCACUCGUAUAAGAGGCCUGGCUUCAUCGUCGACAUCGCCAGAGAUAUCCGCCUCAUCAACGACGAAGCCGUGAAGGCCAAGGCGACGGGCAUGAUUAUUAUUGGCGGUGGCCUCGUAAAACACCACACGUGCAACGCCAAUUUAAUGAGGAACGGCGCGAACUUCGCGGUCUUCGUGAACACGGGGCAGGAGUUCGACGGCUCGGACUCAGGCGCUAGACCGGACGAGGCCGUGAGUUGGGGCAAGAUCAGGAUGGAGGCCAAGCCCGUGAAAGUGUACGCGGACGCGACGCUCGCGUUCCCGCUCAUCGUGUCGCAGACCUUCGCCAAGCGGCCAUGACGCGUCACAUAUCCCCGGUCGACUACUACUAGUGUUGUAACUACGUCCCUCGAUGAA
This is a messenger RNA of Pelagomonas calceolata, 1344 nucleotides long. The record is from the annotation of a GenBank genome assembly. NCBI's taxonomy places the organism in Eukaryota, Pelagophyceae, Pelagomonadales, Pelagomonadaceae.